CGUGCGUGCGUAGGAGGCCCUUGUUCUCCCCUCCCCCUCCCCUUGGGCGGUGGAAACCACUAGGCUUGCGGCACCCCCUGCCUCCACCUCGAAGGAGACUUCGGUGGGAGUCAGGAGUUCGUCGCCAGGGGCAGGACGACGCCGGCACGCAAGGGGCGAAGGGGAACACCAUGCAGAGCUAAAGUGUGCGUGCGUCUCAGUCGAGGUUUCAGGAAGUCCGAACUGACUCCAGGAGAACGCCAUUUUUCAGCGCUCAAGACAGGAUCCAAAUGAAGAUACAGAAUGGAAUGAAAUUUUAAGAGAUUUUGGCAUUCUUCCUCCAAAAGAAGAGCCAAAAGAUGAAAUUGAAGAGAUGGUUUUACGUUUACAGAAAGAAGCAAUGGUUAAACCAUAUGAAAAGAUGACUCUUGCACAGUUAAAGGAAGCUGAAGAUGAAUUUGAUGAAGAAGAUAUGAGAGCUAUUGAAAUAUAUAGAGAAAAGCGGUUACAGGAAUGGAAAGCUCUUAGGAAAAAACAAAAAUUUGGGGAAUUAAGAGAAAUUUCUGGAAAUCAGUACGUGAAUGAAGUCACAAAUGCAGAAAAAGAUGUACCAGUUAUAAUUCAUUUAUACAGAUCAAGCAUCCCAAUGUGUUUGUUGGUUAACCAGCAUCUUAGUCUUCUGGCAAGAAAGUUUCCAGAAACUAAAUUUGUUAAAGCCAUUGUGAAUAGCUGUAUUCAACACUACCAUGACAAUUGUUUACCAACAAUUUUUGUUUAUAAAAACGGUCAGAUAGAAGGCAAAUUCAUUGGAAUUAUAGAAUGUGGAGGGAUAAAUCUCAAGCUAGAAGAACUUGAAUGGAAACUAGCAGAAGUUGGAGCAAUACAGACUGAUUUAGAAGAAAACCCCAAAAAAGACAUUUUAGAUGUGAUGGUAUCUUCAAUUAGAAACACUUCUAUUUAUGAUGACACUAAUAGUUCAAACAGUGAUAAUGAUGAUACCAAAUAGAAAUAUUUAAUAAAUAGCUUCAAAGUAUUUAUAUACU
Mustela lutreola (European mink) is the source of this 1022-nucleotide messenger RNA. RefSeq names its product phosducin like 2 (gene PDCL2). Lineage: Eukaryota; Metazoa; Chordata; Mammalia; Carnivora; Mustelidae. Gene Ontology annotation, cellular component: cytoplasm. Bases 353 to 985 code for a protein of 210 amino acids. Gene Ontology annotation, biological process: protein folding. The transcript has 7 exons. The record is from RefSeq and is a predicted model, not a curated record.